Spodoptera exigua (beet armyworm) is the source of this 960-nucleotide messenger RNA. The record is from the annotation of a GenBank genome assembly. NCBI's taxonomy places the organism in Eukaryota, Metazoa, Arthropoda, Insecta, Lepidoptera, Noctuidae.
AUGGAGAUGCUGGUAGCAAUUUACAACGACUACAUAAAGAUUAAGAUUAAUCUUAAUCUUGAUGAUGAGAUGAAGGUGGAUGUGGAGGUGGAGGUGAAGAUGAAGGUAAAGGUGAAGGUGAAGGUGAAGGUGAAGGUGAAGGUGAAGGUGAAGGUGAAGGUGAAGGUGAAGGUGAUGGUGAAAGUGAAGGUGAAGUCGAAGGUGAAGGUGAAGGUGAAGGUGAAGGUGAAGGUGAAGGUGAAGGUGAAGGUGAAGGUGAAGGUGAAGGUGAAGGUGAAGGUGAAGGUGAAGGUGAAGGUGAAGGUGAAGGUGAAGGUGAAGGUGAAGGUGAAGGUGAAGGUGAAGGUGAAGGUGAAGGUGAAGGUGAAGGUGAAGGUGAAGGUGAAGGUGAUGGUGAAGGGGAAGGUGAAGGUGAAGUCGAAGGUGAAGGUGAAGGUGAUGGUGAAGGUGAAGGUGAAGGUGAUGGUGAAGGUGAAGGUGAAGGUGAAGGUGAAGGUGAAGGUGAAGGUGAAGGUGAAGGUGAAGGUGAAGGUGAAGGUGAAGGUGAAGGUGAAGGUGAAGGUGAAGGUGAAGGUGAAGGUGAAGGUGAAGGUGAAGGUGAAGGUGAAGGUGAAGGUGAAGGUGAAGUCGAAGGUGAAGUUGAAGGUGAAGGGGAAGGUGAAGGUGAAGUCGAAGGUGAAGGUGAAGGUGAAGGUGAUGGCGAAGGUGAAGGUGAUGGUGAAGGUGAAGGUGAAGGCGAAGUCGAAGCCGAAGUCAAAGUCGAAGUCGAAGUCGAGGUCAAAGUCGAAGGUGAAGGUGAAGGUGAAGGUGAAGGUGAAGGUGAUGGUAAAGGUGAAGGUGAAGGUGAAGGUGAAGGGAAAGGUGAAGGUGAAGUCGAAGGGAAAGGUGAAGGUGAAGUCGAAGUGUAAGGACCGUGUGAGACUUGCCGCGCUUUUGGACUACCAGUUAUCUGCGUUCUGA